GAGAGAAAAAAGAUGCAACAAAUUUAGAGAGAGAGAGAGAGAGAGAAGAAUAAAAAAUAUUACAGAGAGUGGCCGUUCAAACGGCCACCUCCACCUCAACAUCUGGUUGGCGGUCUAUUAUGUGUGCAAUUCCCACCCUCGUUCUCUUCUCCUCCUAAACAAAAAACACAAACCUCAUUUUCUCGGGAAAAUCCCAUCCAAAAAAAAAAAAAAGAAAAGAAAAACACCACAACCAGGAAAAUCCGCCAUUUCUCAAACUCCUUUACCCUGCAUCACCAUCGUCUUCCUCUCUCAAUUUCCCGUGCUUUCUUCGUUCCGCACACGGUGGUGUUUGCUGGGCAUAAGAAAAUUUUCGGGAAUUUUCUCAGUCGAUGAUGCAGCACAACAUAUUCACAACAAUGCGAAGUUUGAAGAUCAUGGACGGGUGUAAGGGCACGCAGGUCUAUGCGCUUAAUCCGUCUGGUCCCCCCACAACCGCCGGCGCCGGCGCCGGUGGUGUUGGCGACAAGCUCUUGCACCAUCUCCAAGACCAUCUUAGGGUCAAUUCGAUUAGAUCCAAAUCGAAUCGGGUGUUUCAAGCCCCAAAUCAAACCCUAACCUCAAACAAUAAUGCUAUGUCCGAGAAUCUUCUUCCCUACGGGCUUCCCUCUACCGAUCUCUUAGAGCCUCUCAUCGACCCCUGCCUUAAAUCCGUCGAUUUCGUUCAAACCCUCGCCGAUGUGUAUCGACGGAUCGAGAAUUGUCCGCAAUUCGAUAAAUGGAAGCUGUUUCUUGAGCAAUGCGCUGUGUUCCGAGGGCUCUCCGAUCCCAAAUUGUUUCGAAAAAGCCUCCGUGCGGCUAGACAGCACGCUGUGGAUGUUCACACGAAAACAGUGUUAUCCGCGUGGUUGAGAUUUGAGAGGAGAGAGGAUGAGCUUAUUGGGUACUCAGCAAUGGAAUGUUGUGGAAGAAAUAUCGAAUGUCCUAAGGCUAGUUUGGUAUCUGGGUACAAUCCGGAAUCGGUUUAUGAGUCUUGUAUGUGUUCGAGUAGUUCUCGAGCUGAUGAUGAAUUUGUGGUCAGGGAUGAAGAGUGUUCGACGUCAGAGGAAGAUGGUGAUGUGUCGUUUUGCAUUAGGGAUGAAGAGGUUAGGUGUGUGAGGUACAAUAUCGCGUCAUUGUCAAGACCGUUUAGAGUAAUGUUGUACGGUGGAUUCUCAGAAACGAGAAGGGAAAAGAUAAAUUUCUCAAAGAAUGGGAUCUCUGCGGAGGGAAUGAGGGCUGCGGAGUUUUUUAGCAGGACUAAAAGGUUAGGUUCGUUUGAUGCGAAAAUUGUUUUGGAGCUAUUGUCUUUGGCUAACAAGUUUUGUUGUGAGGAGUUGAAGUCGGUUUGUGAUGCCCAUUUGGCGUCUUUGGUUCGUGAUAUGGAGGAUGCAAUGUUGCUGUUUGAAUAUGGAUUGGAGGAGACGGCUUAUCUUCUAGUGGCAGCUUGUUUGCAGGUUUUUCUCAGAGAGCUUCCGUGUUCGAUGCACAAUCCGAAUAUGAUGAGAUUUUUUUGUAGUUCAGAGGCUAGAGAGAGAUUGGCUAUGGUUGGGCAUGCGUCUUUUGUGUUAUAUUAUUUCAUGAGCCAGAUUGCCAUGGAGGAAGACAUGAAGUCAAACACUACGGUGAUGCUUUUGGAGAGGUUGGGUGAGUGUGCAACUGAGAGUUGGGAAAAGCAACUUGCUUUUCACCAGUUAGGCGUUGUGAUGCUUGAGAGAAAGGAAUACAAAGAUGCCCAGCAUUGGUUUGAGGCAGCUGCCGAGGCGGGUCAUAUUUAUUCGUUGGUGGGUGUUGCAAGGGCAAAGUAUAAGCGUGGCCACAAAUAUUCUGCAUACAAGCAGAUGAACUCUCUGAUUUCUGAUUACUCACCAGUUGGAUGGAUGUAUCAGGAGCGAGCUUUGUAUUGUAUUGGGAAGGAGAAGAUGAUGGAUUUGAGCACCGCAACUGAACUAGAUCCUACUCUAUUGUAUCCUUACAAGUAUCGUGCUGUGUCAUUGUUGGAGGAGCACAUGAUUGGAGCAGCCAUCUCGGAGAUCAGUAAGAUAAUUGGUUUCAAGGUUUCUCCUGAUUGCCUUGAACUGCGGGCUUGGUUUUUGAUUGCCCUUGAGGAUUAUGAAGGAGCGCUAAGAGAUGUUCGGGCACUCUUGACAUUGGAUCCAAAUUACAUGAUGUUUCAAGAAAAAAUGCACGGUGACCAUCUGGUAGAGCUCCUUUGCCCUCUUGUUCCACAAUUGAGUCAGGCGGAUUGCUGGAUGCAACUAUAUGAUCGAUGGUCCUGUGUUGAUGAUAUUGGUUCUCUGGCUGUUGUUCAUCAUAUGUUGGCAAAUGAUCCCGGGAAAAGCCUUCUACGUUUUAGGCAAUCUCUCCUUCUAUUACGGUUAAAUUGUCAAAAGUCUGCCAUGCGUAGUCUGCGUUUGGCUCGAAAUCAUUCUAGUUCUAAGCAUGAAAGACUUGUCUAUGAAGGAUGGAUAUUGUACGACACAGGCCACCGGGAAGAAGCUUUGGCGAAAGCAGAGGAGUCAAUUUCUAUUCAGAGAUCAUUUGAAGCUUUUUUCCUUAAAGCAUAUGCUUUAGCAGACUCGAGUCUUGAUCCUGAGUCUUCAAUGUAUGUUAUCCAGCUUUUGGAGGAAGCUCUUAGAUGCCCUUCAGAUGGUCUUAGGAAAGGACAAGCCCUAAACAAUCUUGGGAGUGUCUAUGUAGACUGUGAUAAGUUGGAUCUAGCUGCUGAUUGCUACAUGAAUGCCCUUAACAUUAAGCAUACACGAGCACAUCAGGGUCUUGCACGCGUAUAUCAUCUUAAAAGUCAACGAAAAGCUGCAUAUGACGAGAUGACAAAGCUGAUAGAAAAGGCCAGGAACAAUGCAUCAGCUUACGAGAAACGCUCAGAAUACUGUGAUCGUGACAUGGCUAAGAGUGAUCUUACUAUGGCAACACAAUUAGAUCCCCUGCGGACUUAUCCAUACAGAUAUAGAGCUGCAGUUUUGAUGGAUGACCAUAAAGAAAAAGAAGCCAUAGAUGAGCUGAGCAGAGCCAUUGCUUUCAAGCCUGACCUGCAGCUGCUACAUCUCCGAGCAGCAUUUUAUGAAUCGAUGAGUGAUUACAUCUGCACCAUCCGAGACUGCGAAGCAGCUCUUUGUCUUGAUUCCAGCCAUGCUGAUACUCUUGAGCUCUAUAACAAAGCAAAAGAGCAUGUAAAUGAAUGACAAAAAUAAACAUCCGCAUAGCCAUUGUUCAUUAUUACCAACGAGCAAUCUCCCAUUGCUCCCACACAGACUUUUUAGGCACAAAAGGCAAGCAGUAAGCUCUAUUUUAUCUUUUUGGGUUUUUUCUAUGGAACUCAGAUGCAGAGUUCCCAUGGCCCUUAAGAUGGAACAAAGUCAAGAGGAAAAGAGAGUUUGGAUUAGAAGGAAGGCAAAGUAGAAGAUCAAAGAUAGUAUGUAAAUAUUUAUUCAUUGGAUUAUUGAUUGAAGCAAUCUUCAUCAUGUCGUGCGCACAACUGCUGCCGAUGCCGAUGAUAUCCACUCAAUCAACGAUGCGAGUGAAAGUAACCACAACACAAAGAAUCUUGUACAUGAAACGUCAUCUUGUGAUGAAUUUAGAGGUCAAUUGUUUUUUUUUUUUUUUUUGGCAAAGUGAUUUCCAAUGUAAUGUAAUAUUGUCAUAUUGUUCUGCGAUUUGUUGUAUAAGAUUCACAAUUUUCCCUUACAUCAAGACAGGAAAGAGUUUAUUA
This is a messenger RNA of Morus notabilis, 3748 nucleotides long. Its product is annotated as ethylene-overproduction protein 1. Bases 372 to 3221 code for a protein of 949 amino acids. The record is from RefSeq and is a predicted model, not a curated record. Gene Ontology annotation, molecular function: protein binding. The transcript has 5 exons. NCBI's taxonomy places the organism in Eukaryota, Viridiplantae, Streptophyta, Magnoliopsida, Rosales, Moraceae. Gene Ontology annotation, biological process: negative regulation of ethylene-activated signaling pathway.